Molecule: messenger RNA, 13530 nt
Organism: Thrips palmi
Lineage: Eukaryota; Metazoa; Arthropoda; Insecta; Thysanoptera; Thripidae
Exons: 34
Coding region: 329-12748 (4139 amino acids)
Biological process (GO): regulation of transcription by RNA polymerase II
Cellular component (GO): nucleus
Molecular function (GO): RNA polymerase II transcription regulatory region sequence-specific DNA binding; DNA-binding transcription factor activity, RNA polymerase II-specific
Source: RefSeq, a predicted model, not a curated record
CUAGCCGUCGGCGCCGUCGGCCAUCGCCUAGCUUCUAGGUCCCAACUUCCGCGCCGUGCAGCGCUACGCAGCGCCAGCCCCGGCCGCAGGCUGCAAUAGGCUGCCAUAGGCACAGGGGUAGCGCUCGCGUCGCAAGUUCUGCGGGGAGAGGACGCCCCGCCUAGAACUGCCAGACGGCGGCAGGCCUACAAGCACUCGCCGCUAACCGGGCAGGGCACUUCGGGACAGCUCAGCACUCACCGCACGCCAGCGUCAGCGGCUCUCCUCGGAAGUUCCUCCUUUUGACGUGGUAUUCCUGCUCUUGUGAUCGUCGCACCCUCUCAUCGUCAUGGAGUCAUCAAGCAACGCCCAGAGGAGAUCUGGGGACGAACCAAAGACCUCUCUGAGUGAUGAACCUCGAGGGAAAGACUUUGAAGAGAAAUUAGCAAGACUUCAAAGAAAAUAUUCACCGUUCUUAAAUACAACUAUAGCUAAGCUAGAAUCAAGCAAGGAUAAAGUAAGAGCCUCUCAGCUACAUAAAAUGAAGAAUCUCCAGCAAAUUUUGACAUCCAAUACACAAAAGUUAAAAGUUGAUAUGUUGGAUAGAUGUGAAGAAGUAUUAAAGAAAUUGGUGGAAAAAUUAAAGUACCCCAUAGGUACAGAUAAUUCAGCACCCACAGCAAAGCUCAAGACUGAAGUCAUGGAAUCUCCUGCUAGCCCCCCUCAACACGAUUUCAUUCCUUCAAAAUCUGCUCCGAAGAUCAUCCCUGUAGAGAGAUGUGCCACUGUGGAGAGGGACUUCUCCAAGGCUGAUGAAGGAACGUCUUUAGAGACAAGUCGUAGUCGUCUGAAAGAUCUCAUGCAGAAAAAUGAUCCAAAGCCACUGAACUCGAUGCCUUCAGCUCCGCAUAUCCCAGGGCUUGACAUGCUUUUUCCCAACAGUGAGGCAUUCAAUCGUACUUCUCAAGAUGCGAAUGUGAAAGGUUUUCUUGAAGCUGAUAUGAGGAAUCAAAGUUCAUGUGCACCUCAACUUCAACGUUCAAGAGAAGAGUGGUGUCGUGAAAAUGUCUUUCAGACCAGAGACUUUGAUGAUCGGAGGUUGGGCAGAGACAUAGAUUAUAGGCAUUCAAGGAGAGAUGUGGAUGAUAGGCAUUUAUCUCAAAGAAGCUCAGGUUCUGAGCUACAUGGAAUGCAAGCACAGUCUAUGUUUCCUAUGGCUGUGAGCCAACCAGUUUCUCAAAGGCCUUCUCUACUGCCUCGCCAUGUACCUACGCACAACAUGGGGUACUUGCAAAGCUCUGGCUCAAUGCAAGAAUUUCGCAGUCCGUCAGACAAUAUGUAUCGAGAAACAACGGUACCUCAUCAAGCUGUUUCCAAACUGUAUCCAAGUAAUCAACCUGUACUCCCCGUUCCUCCUCCUCCUCCUGCCCUGAUGGAUCGUCCCAUCAGUCAUCCCCAGUACUCUGGUUCUCAGAGGGAUUAUGGCCCAGGUAAUGCUCCCCUUCUGCCUACUCCGAAACAAUUUCCUAACUCCAAAGGUCAUGCGGAAGAACUUGAUAGGAGAAGUUCCAUGCAUCCCAGACCCCUCGUCCAGCCCAGUCCUCAAGUAGGAAGCAACAAACAGAGUGCAAGAGAAAGAAUAAUGCAAGGAAUGGAUCAAGUUGAGAAAUUGGGUGUCAGUAGAAGUGGUGCUUUGCGCAAAUUAAAAUCUGAUGUGCAAAAAGAUCCAAGGUUAGAGAAAGAGCAUCAGCGAAUGGAUGUGCAGAAAGAUCCAAGACUAGAAAAAGAGCAUCAGCGAAUGGAUGUGCUGAAAGAUCCAAGGCUAGAAAAGGAAUAUCAGCGAAUGUCUCUUGAUGAGGAAGCUCUUAAAUUAAGAGCAACUGCUUCUGGAUUUAGUGCACCUGGAACACCUAUUCUACCUCACAAUAUCUCUGGAUUUAGUAGUCAAGUUUCUUUUGGAUCCAGUGUUUUUCAGGGUCAACAUGUUCAGUGGCAAACAACAACAACUACUGUUAAACAGACUACUGCUCAUGAUCUUGGCCUCCGUUACCAACCAAGGUCUCGGUAUGGAAAGCCUACACACAACCCACAAUUUGAAAGGGGGUUGCCUUCGAAUGCGGCAAAGCAAAGUGAUGAUCGAAAUUCAGGGCAGAGAGAAAUUGAAAACCCAAGAAGGGAUAAUGAACUUUCUCAUACCUCAGGGAAGAGGCUCUCAGACCCUAGAUUAUCUUCAAAAGCUGUCGAUGAAAGAAAAAGUUCUGAUGCAAGGAAUGUUGACCCCAGAAGAAAAGAGGAUCCAAGAUCACCUCUAGAUAGUUUGUAUAACACACAGAAAUGUAGUAAAACAGGCCAGGGAUAUGGCUUACAAAGUUACAAAAUUCCUAAACGUGCUAAAGAACCAAGUCCUCCCAAAGACUGUAAGCAGGUGUCAAAGCCAGUUGCAACUGGUCCCUGCCUACCAGCCAACAGAGACCCUCGCUUAUCUAAAACUGCGACUGUGCCACCUAGUCCUGACUCAGUCGCUGGAGCAGGAACUGAGUUUGCUUCAAGUUCCAGCCCUCUAUACCCAGAGUCUUUCAAAUCUGUUGAGGACACUCAAGGUGUGGUGAAAGAUACAAAUGAGAACUCAUCUCAAGUAAUUUCAACCAAUGUGCAAAGAACUAGGUCGCCUUCUCCUUCUCUUGAAAAAUCUGAUAAUAAUAAAGUUAGGGACAGGGAUGUGAGUCCAUCUCUGGGAAGGAGUGAAUCUAUUAUCAGCUCACAGUCAACGAAUCAGCGCCAAAGUGGAGUGUCCUCAGAGAGACGAAGUCGGUCUCCAUCUGUCAGUGGCAGUGUUUCGGGAUCUCGAGCUAGAUCAAGAGAAAGGAGUCCUGAUUACAGAAGGAAAUCAAAAGGAGCAAGCCCUUCUAGAUCAAGAGCUAAAUCUAGAGGCAGGAGCAAAUCUAUAUCCCCAGCUCAGUCUAGUUCAAGAGUUAAAGGUAGAGAAAGAAGCCGCUCUAGCUCCAGAGGGAAGUCUAGUAGAAGAGCUAGAGGGAGAUCUAGGGGCAGAAGCCCUUCACCAUCAGAUUCAAAGUUUACUGCCCGAAGCCCCUCCAGAUCAAGGGCCAGAUCAAGGGUACGGAGCCUAUCUCGAGGGAGGAGCUCGUCUAGAGGAAGGAGUUCAUCAAGGACCAGAGGGAAAUCUCAUGCCAGAAGUCCGUCCAGAUCAAGGGGAAAGUCAAGAGGGAGGAGCCCAUCUUGGUCGAGAGGCAAGUCACGAGGAAGGUCAAGAUCAAGAGGGCGCUCAAGAGGAAGGAGCGUUUCUAGAUCCAGAGGCAGGUCUAGGGGAAGGAGCCCAUCUAGAUCAAGAGGUCGAUCCAGAGGAAGGAACCGAUCAAGAUCAAGAGGUCGAUCCAGAGGAAGGAGCACAUCUAGGUCAAGAGGUCGAUCCAGAGGAAGGAGUACAUCUAGGUCAAGAGGCAGAUCCAGGGGAAGGAGUACAUCUAGGUCAAGAGGCAGGUCUAGAGGAAGAAGCUCAUCUAGGUCAAGAGGCUGGUCCAGAGGAAGGAGUACAUCUAGAACAAGAGGCAGGACCCGAUCAAGGGACAGAAGUAUUUCCAGAUCUCGUUCCAAACAAACUGCUAGGAGCAGAAACUCAUCUCGUGGUAGAGAUAAGUCAGCCAGUAGCAGUAGGUACAAGUCAAGAGCCCGUAGCCAUUCAUCGGACUCUGAUAUUAAUUCAUCAUCUGGUGGUUGGAAGAGGAAGGAGAGUCCAUCACCCGACAGGACAGACUCUACAAAAAGAGGGAAUACAAAGAAAAAUAGGAAUAGGAGUACUUCCUCAGGUAGCAGUUUUUCAAGGGAUUCCUCUCACCAACAUCGGGCGGGCAGGGACAGACCUCGAGCCAGAUCACGGGACCGUUCUCCCACUCGAUGUGAAUCAAAAAGAAGCUUGUCAAGAGAGAGUAUUCAAAAUGUCAGAAAAAACACUUCUUCCAGGUCCUCAUCGUGUUCUGGUAGAAGUUCUCCUUUGUUUCCAAGGGACCAUUCAAAAUCAAGAUCACCAUCACCCAAGACAAACUUUGACUCCUUGUUCCAAAAUCCAUCUUCUGAAGCUGCAAGCUCAAUAUGCUCAGGCAUGCUUAAAACAGAUCAAACUGAAGAUAAAGUUAAGAAGGAUGCUGUUGUUAGCUCUUCUUUGAACUCAUGUAGAGACGUUGUUGUUGAUGUCCCAACAUCGACAUCUGAAAACAUUCCAGAAGUUCCCAUUAAAUCAGAUGUGGGAAGUUCAAGUGAAGCUGCUCCUGGAAGCAUUACAACAUCUCGAACCUCGACCGAUUCUAAACCAGAGACAGGAGGCGCACUUGCUGACAGUGGAAAUAUUCUCCUUGGAAUAAUUAAAACAUUAGCAAGCAAAGAUCUCAUUCAGUCAAACACUAUUUUGGAGAUAGCAGAAUUGGCUGCAAGUCAACUACCUGAAGACACGCGUAACAAAGUGCUAGAACUUUUUAAAGAAAAUAUUGAUAAGCCUCCAGAAGAACCCAAAUCAAAAGCUACUGAAACUGUUGAGGAGCAGAAAAAAGUAGACAUUCCUGAACCUAGUGUAAGCAGCAAUAUAAAAGAAGAACCCAGUGUAAGCAGCAAUGUUAAAGGAGGAAAAAAGAAAAAAGAACCAAAAAUUAAAAAGCAAGAAAUAUCACCAGAAGGAUGUGAAAAAAAGAAGAAAAGAGGGAAAAACGAAUUGGAAAAGCUCCAUGAAGAUAUUCGGGAAAUGUUUAUUAGUAAGGAAGUAGUUACAGCCACUGGUCAAAGAAGUUGCCGCGUGCGGAAAGAAAAUAAGGAAUUAAUGCAGGCUCCCAAGAGUCGUCCUGGAUCUGCAGAUGAGAAAAAUAGACACUCGACUGGGAAAUCAGGAACAGAUGAUGUUGGAGAUUUUUCAGAUGACAGUCCUUGCAAAAGUCAAGUUUCAGACUCAUCUGAUGUAACCUCAGAUUAUCAGCCUCCCGAAAACACUCGCAAAGUUAGGUACUCUAGUGAAAGCGAAGAUGAAAUGCCAGCUUUAAAAUUACGCAAAGCAACAAAUGAUUCUCAGGAACCAAUUUGUAUCAAGAAAAAGAAGACAAAUUUUCUUGAUUCCGAGUCUGAGUCUGACACUGUUGUUGGUGAAGAAGGUUUCAAGUUUUCGUUGCCUGUGGUCAUGCUAGAUAAAUCCUGUCCCACUAACCUUGAAAAGAUUUAUAGGAAAAAUGUUGCGAGAAGGGGCAGGAAAGUUGGCUCUAUGUCAAGAGACCAAGUAAUGCCUAGAGAAGAUAUAAGCACUCCAUUGUUAAGUGAGAAUUUUGGUGAGGAUGAAGAAUUGAAGGUGGAAGACAAAGAUAUGUCUCAAAUUGACACUAGUAAUAUAAUUCAGGUUGAAGUUGGUAAAAGUAAACUAACAAGAAAUCAAUUAAAGCUCCUGAAAGGACCAGAGAUGAAAGAUGAAAUAAAAUCUGUUUCCAAGAGACCAUUAAGAUCCACUAAAGAAAUUUCUGAAUAUGAUAGUGAUGCGUCUAAAGGUUCAGAAACCAACCUCACAAAGGAUGAUGCAGGUAGCCAUUCUGCUUACGAGACCUCACCAUCACCAGUUAGAAAGAAGAGAAAAAUUAAAAAAGCUUCAAGUAACAUAUCAUGUAUAUCUCAAGAAAUCAAGAUAGAUGAUUCUGACUCCAUAAUGUCUGGUGAUAUAAGCAAAUCUGCUGCUUCUGGUCAUUGUCAGGAGAGUGAAGAAAUUAAACAUGCGUCUGUUAGUAGUGAAGACCAACACACCUCUUCAAACAGUGAUGUGGAGAUGCAUGAGAUGCCAUUGAUUUCUCGACUACAGAAUGUAUCAUCUGAAGAGAAAGAGCAGCUUGUGUCAAAUCCUGAGUACCAUGAAGAUCUAAAUUAUUGUAUCCCAACAGCAAGUGAGAAAGUGCGGUCUUGCAAGAUUUGCCAGUAUUCUGGAAAGAUUAUAGUGAGCCACUAUGUAUCUUCCCAUCCAUCUGAAGAAGUUUUAGCAUCUCGCCUUCCCCAGAAUAUUGCAACUCUCUUGAAAGGUGAAGCUCAUAAGUAUCAACAGGAAUUAAAACAUCUAAUUCCUCUGUAUUAUUCAAAAAAGAAAAUAUCUUGUCCCUUACAAUGUUUGCUUUGCAAUGCUGUUGCUCCCACCUCCUUACGUUUAUGGGAGCAUGUAUCGACUCAUACUGGAGAAUAUCGUUACUCCUGUACACAGUGUAGCUUCAGAACAGCCACAAGAAUGUCAAUGAAGAGCCAUAGGAAGGCUCGUCAUAAUGGGAGACCUCUUAAAGAAAUGUGCACCGUCUCUAGCAUGGAAACAAGUACAGCUAUGGUAAUUGUGUUUGCAUAUGUCUGUUCUGAGUGCAACUUCUUCCAGCUACUUGAAUCAAAUUUAUCAAAGCACUUAAAGCGAUACCACUCACAGAAUUUGAGUGCUCGAUCCAUUCGCAUUAGUGUUUCCAAGAAAGUUAUGGUGAAGCCUGAGAUGCUAGUUUCUGAAGAGGGAAAUAAGGAAGCAUUAACAGUUGAAGAAAAAGAAGAAAAGGAGACCCAUCCCAGAGAGACGAUAUCUGAAAGGGAAAAUAGUAACAAUUAUGUUGAAGAAGUAAAUGUGAUGUCGAAGGAAGCAAGUGAAAACAAGAAGGACCCUCCCCUACUUGAAACCCUCCUAUCCAGCCCAACAAAGAAGCAACCUCCUACUGUUGAUAUGAGUAUAUUCAUAGGAUCUGAGCAACUUACUGAAGAUGAUAGUCAGUUGCAAGAAAAGAGGAAGAAGCUGUUGGAAGAUGUUGGUGAAAAACUGCGAGAUAGACCAAAGAUCCGCCAUUCAAUCUCUGAUAAGUUAAAUAACCGUUUAACUGAACAGUUACCCAACUCUGUUGAGCUUCCUCAUGUGGCAAGUGCAUCCAAGCCAGUGGAAAAUUCUGUUCCCUUCUCUCCUGGUGAUAAGUUGUCUGCUCAGUUUAAAGCUAGUCUCAAGACACCUCCUUCCAGAUCAUCUUUGAAGUCCUCUGAUAGUUCUGAAAAAAGGCUUACUAGGUCAACAUCUCGAACAACUAUCAGUGCUUCAGAUUCUGAGUGUGAGAUUAUACCAGCAGACACGGAGGUUCCUGAAGAAGUGAAGGCACCUUUACCUGCCAGUACGUUACACUAUACAUUACAGCGCAUGCAGGAAACCAUAGCAGAACCUCUCCCAGCACCAAAGCCAAGUACUUCGUUUGCACCAGUUACUUUAUGUGAAGAUUCCUCUACUUUGGAGUGCCCUUGGAACAAAGAAUCAAUUAAAGUUGGUCUUGUUGAGGCCAAAUAUGUAACAGAAACUAAGACAUUUCAGUUUUUCUGCUUGUCUAAUAAUUGUACAUAUAUGUCCAACCAAUCACUUACAUUUCUGCAGCACAUAAAGAUUCAUCCGAUGAAACCAGUGUCAGCCCCUUGCAGCCAUUGUGAGGAGAGUGGAAAUAUCCUGCGCAACUUGCAGUCCUCAGUUACUCAUAUUUUGAAGUACCAUUUGAAACCAUUGAACUCUGGUGACAAUUUGUUAACAUCUGAAGAACCACCACCUGCUGUACCUUUAGAGACAUCUGCAUUUUUGUCUCAGAAGCAAGUUCUGAUACGACCUCGUAAGCUGCCUGGUGAUACUUUGUCCCAUUCGGAUAAGAGACCCAUUAUGCAAGGUACUCAAAACUUGCAGCCUGAACAAGACCGUCCUAGUUUGCCAUCACUCAUUAUUUCCAGUGUUGUCAGCUUAUCAAAGGAUCACACUCCAGAUGGAACCCCUCUAGAAGAGCAGGUGAAAAUUCCUUCAACUUCUUCUCAUGAAACGAGAGGUGGAGAUUUGGGCAUUGUCAGACUCUCUUCAUCACCAAGUUCUAAAACUGUUUCUGAAAUAACAAAGGAUUUAUCAAGCAUGCGAGAAAUGAUGAGAUAUGAAAAGCUUUGUCAUCUAUUUAAGUGCAAGGGCAAGCAUUGUUCUUUCAGCACAAACUCAAAGGAGGUAUUUUCUGAUCACUAUCAUAAACACUCACUGAAAGAAUUGAAAAGAAGUGAUUAUACAGCUUCCAAAAUGCACGAAUGGCAGAAGUGUGUUUACUGUUCUUCCCUUAAAGAUUCUGGUACUGAUUUAGUUGAUCACAUAAUAUCAAGACAUGGCUCCCUGAAGUACCAGUGUUCAAGCUGCUUUUACAGGGCCACCUCUGCUGCAAGUGUGGCCUUCCAUCAGAAAUCUUUACACAACACCAAUGUAAUGGUGCUUGAAUGCAACAAAAUUCAAUGUGGUCAACAGGCUGCACCUGCUGACAUCGCACUGAACAAAUUGAAAUUAUACAAAUGUGUUCAAGUUCAAGGACAUAUUGACUGUGGAAAGAUAUUUGUGUCUUCAGAAAGCUUCAUAUCUCAUCAUGAAUCCGAACACAAUUCAGACAAAGUUUUCUUCUGUAGUGAAUGUGGCCUGGGUCUUGACAGUUCCAAUCGACUCAUAUAUCACUACAGUUCUUCGCAUUCAUACCGCAAGUACCAUUGCUUUCACUGCCCAAAAGCAUCAGAGACUCCCAGGGAAAUGAGUUUCCACAUGACUCUGGAUCAUCCUGAUCAAGAUAUGAUCGUUGCUGCACGGCACCUUCCUGGUACUGUCUCAUUGUCAAAUGGUUUCAAAAUUGGCGCGUUUGAUUUGGGAGAAGAGUUUUUGAUACCUUAUGUGCCGCCAUUUACCCCACUUGUAAUAGAGGCUGUUGAAACUGACACAAAUAAUGAUCCAGCUCAUUUUGAUGAAGAAUUUUCCUUGCCUUGUACAAGCUUUGAAAUCAAAUCAAAUGUGUCAUGGCCAGAAUAUAGAGUUUCACCGGAAUGUGACAACCCUGAUGCCAACAGUGUUGAAAAGAUCAAACCUGAUGAUGUAGUUGAAAUUAGGGAUGAACCUCCUGAUCAGGCCAAAAAAGGAACAGGAGUAGUUGGUCUUUCUGGAGCCUGUUUAUAUUUGUGUGGUUAUUCAGGAUGUUCAUUCAAAGCAGAAACAUCUCUUGCUCUCAAAGAUCAUUUAAGUGUGUGCCGUUUAUCAGUAGAUUCUGGAAAUUUAUCUUGUUUACACUGUCAAAAAAUAUUCAGAUAUCCAUCCAUGUUCUUGGAUCACUUGCCAAAGCAUGGUGUUCCCCGAUAUCUUUGUAGUAUGUGUGACUAUAAAACUACACAUCCAGCUAUUGUGAUGAGACACUGCAAGAAUGUGCAUAAAAUCUCAUCAGUAUCCCUGACUCCUGUCAAAUCUGACCAGAUGGAUGAUUCAAAUGGCACCCUUUAUACAGCUUGCCAAAAGGAGACAGCAACAAAGAAAGGCAAAGUCAAACUUUCACAACCUAUUGCCAACAAAACUUGUUUUGGUCCAAGCGAAAGACAUUUGCUUCCUUUCGCAGCUGUUUUCACCCAAAAUGUAAUGUGCGCACUUUGUCAAUAUUCUACUAAAGUGCGUAGCAAUAUGAUGAGACACCUGGAGCAACAUGCUUCAGGAUGUGAGCCCACUUCAGUCCCUGUAUUAAAUCCAGUGCCUUGUUUGGAGCGCAAUGAAAAAAUGUUUGACACAAUGACUAAUCAUGCCAUUAGUUCAACCAUUCCUGUGCGCCGUGAUAGUAAUGCAUUCAAGGUGAUAGACGAGCCUAAGUUUGUACCAGAAAAUCAAAGAUAUGUAUGUUGUGCCCCAUCAUGCCCUCAGAUAUCAUCCGAUGAUGCUAUGUUAAGGCAUCAUAUUCGGGUCUUGCAUCCUGAAAUUCUUGUUUACAAGUGUCCACAUUGUCCUGAUUCUGAUAGUGAUAGCAACAAACAACCUAUAAUGUUAGAGAAACUGGGUUCACAUCUGAAAAUGCAUGAUAGUCGACUCUACAGUUGCCUGGGUUGCAGUUACUAUCAUUACCACAGGUUCAUUGUUGAACGCCACACCAGUGAGAAGCAUCCUGAUCAGAAGUACAUCAGAAUAGCUAGGGAGCCUCAACCUGAUGGAUCUGUUAUCAACACAGACUCUGAAAUAGUGAGCGAUGGCACCUAUGAGUGUGGGCUCUGUUCUUUCAAGGGAACCAAGGCAGAAGUGACGGCACAUGUAUCUUCAGUCCAUCAUACAAACGCUUUGUACAAGUGCAGCCUUUGUAAUUUUAGGUCUAAUGCUCGAUCUCGAUUCAGUACUCAUUUCUCUAAACAACACCCUAAUGAUAAAGAGGACAUUAUUGAAGUGGUCCAAAAGUGCAAGAUGGAUAAGCCUUCAGAAGAUGCUCCACAGCCAGUGGUUGAGAUUCCUGCACCACCAGUUGAGCCGCCGGUGUUUAAUUCGAGUCCAUUGUGGCAGAGGGGCGGAUCACGAAUCAGGCAUUUGCGAGGAAUUUUAUUUGAGGAAAAUGGAAUUAAACCUAAAGAGUUUGAGCACGUCAGUGUGGAGAGAGAGACCCCUGUCAGCAUGAAACGAUCACUAAGCUCAACUAACAAUGAAGAGCGACAUAACAGCAAAAGAGAAAAAAAGAGUGAUCAUUUCUUUGAGUGUUCCAAAUGCUUGACUAAGAUACCUGUGGAGAAAGAGAAGGACUAUAGAGAGCAUCUUCGAUCUCACUUCCAAGGUGAUGACUCUAGGUUCAAGUGUGCUAAAUGUCUGAAGACCUUUGCAUUGUACGAUGAAAUUAUCACUCACAUUACUGUAGCUCACCAACUGCUAGCCACUUCAUCAGAUGUAAUUGACUCUCAUUCAGAAGAAAAUAUCAAGUUGGAUAUCACGCGUCAGAUUUUAAAUUUGGGUCUACCUGUUGAGUUUUUAGCAUCCAAAACUGCAUUUUCUCAGUGUCAAGAUCAACUUACUAUAUCUCCAAAACCAGCUGAAGUCAGCCCGAGGAGGGUAACAAGCCCCAGGAAACCACCAUCAAGUGGAAAUAGACAGAAUACUCAAGGCCCUGGUAAAGAAUCUUCUUUUGGAAAAUCUUCCAUUCCAUGUGACAACAUUUCUUCUCCAAGUGUGCACUCUGAUAAGAGUUCUCAGUCAUCACCAGUGAAAGGAAUCAAACCUUUAGACAAUAGGCCCUCUUUAAAACCCAUGCAAGCUGAUUUGCCUUUGACCCAAUCUGCAAAAUCAGAUGAGUCACCCACUGACCCAUCAACUGCUCCUGAUUUGCCUGUAUGUUCUCUUGAUAACAAGAUUGAUGCUAAUUGGAGUAAACCUCCUGAUGAAAUGGAAAUUGAUGAGAGUGCAUUUGAGAUGGACAUUGAGGAAGUUGAGGAUGAAGACAGUAAUGUGGUUGAAAUUGGCUCUAAAGACACAGAGAGCGCAUCAAUGCAGGGAGAAAGAUUGCAUUCAUCUGAAUUAAUGAAAGAUUUAAGCACUGGUGUGGAAUGCAAAUAUAAGGACAGCCACGGCUGCAACUUCAUCAGCAAAAACAAGCAAGAGGCAACGGCUCAUGAAAAAAAGCAUUGGGAGGUGAAACCAUAUAAGUGUGGUCAUUGCAGCUAUCAAGCUAUUAAGGAGUCUUACAUUAAGCUCCACAGUAGGAAAAAGCACCCUGCCUCAAGUGUGAUGAUAAUGUUGAAUGAGAUGCCAGAUGUUCCAAGCAUUAUACCACUUUCUCGCCAGCAAAGCAAACCAAGCUCAUCAUCUGCUGCAAGCCCAAUUACAUCCAAAAAUGUUUUGGGUGAUAACAAGAGUCAAGAUGAAGAUCGAAGAGUAGCCGAACUGAUGGAUGAUGAUGAACUAUUUAAAUUUAUGAAUGUACUACGCUGUGGAUACUGUAGGCUUCGAGAAAUAUCAUUAUGUCGGCUGUUUACCCACUGGCAAUCUUGUCAUAAGGGAAAUGAAGCACUGCGUGACACAACUCUCGAUGACCGUUGCGUUGUACCUUUUAAGUUUCGAGAGCUCAAGCUGGGAACUCAUGAAAAAGAGACGAUGGCAUUUCGUUGUGCUCUUUGCAAUAGAACUGGGACAAUAAGAUUGCUCAUUGAGCAUUACCCCACUCGACACCCAGGAGAAAAACUGAAGAUUUCUGGGCUCAUUCAUGAUCGCCUUCAGUGCUCGUUAUGCCCCCGACAAUUUAGCAGCAAGGCCGCUCUUACUAGCCACUUCGCCUCAUUACACCCAGGGGAAAAUGUUAGCUCCUUUAAAGUGAAAACUCAAGAAAACGAAUCUGUUGAUGCCACUAUGGAAUGCUUCUACUGUUCUGACCUGGUGAAGAUAUCUUCGGACUUGAAGGAACAUCAUUUGAAGUUUCAUUCUCACCUUCCUCCCAAAUUCAUAGAGAUCGAAUCCAGUGAAUCUCAAGGCCAGCUGCAACAAAAUGAGAAUUCAAACUCCAUGAACUCUCAGAGUGAGGGAAAUCUCCAUGAUAAAGUAGUGCUUCCCAGUAGGCCUUCUGUGAUUACAUGUUGCAAGUCUAUUUUAAAUGAAGAGAGACCAUCAGCCACUGAUGCCAAGACUGCUGAAACUAUUGUUGUACCUCAGAGUCCAGUGAAAAGAGCUGUGGCAAGGAAGUCAACCACCAAAGUUCGGGCUGUGGCCCGAAAAUCCACUGGUGGCAGAGUCCGUCUCAGCUUAGUUCAGUCUGAUUCAGAGAGCAGUUCGGAUGAAGAUUACUCAAGUGAUGAAGAGAGAUUGAUUGACAUAAAUAAAAUUACAUGCCCUGUAAUGUUUGAAGGAUCGAGGACCCGAGUCAGUGUAGCUACUUUAUCACAGCAUGCUAAUCUUUACCCAAGAGUCGUAUUGAAUCCGGUGUUGCCCCGUGUUGAAAGCAGAAGUGAGAGCUCAUAGUCUGGUGUCUGUUACUCUUGCAAAGGAAGAUGUAGGGGGACUGAACCUGGAACAAACUUCCAUUGUUUUAUGUUUGUUUUCUUUUCUGUUUUGUUUGAGACAACUUACCCCUGGUGAAGUUAGUCAGAUCUAUCUAUUUUUUUUACAAGUCUGCCAAAAAUCUGUGAUGCACCUUGGUUUCUAUUAAGGGUUAUUUGUUUUGUACUUAUGAAAGUGCAUUGUGUUUACUGUUAAAUCUUGAGUCCCUUGUCAAUGUUCAUUACAAGUCCCAUUAUCACACACUUUAAUUUAUUUUCAUAUUGUCAGUCUUGUGCUUUAUCACUCUUAAUUUAUUUGCCCUGUAAGAUAUUUUCAUUAAGUUUUCCUGUUCUAUUCAAAGAAAGGGGGGAGGGGGGGAUCUCAUCUUUAGCUUGUUUUAAUUUUGACUGGCAGAUCUAAGUUCCUCUUGUUGCUGGACUACUUUGACAGUACAAAAAUUUUCUAUCUACUUCUUGCUCAUAGUUCCUUUUGCCGUUAUUUUUGGGUGUGCUUUUUCUUUUUUUGUAUAUUUGUAAGUAUUAGUUAGUUACCAAUCAUUGAAAGAAAUGUAUUAAGAGGUUGUUCUUGUAGUCAAGUGCAUGUGAGCACUAGGAACUCAGUUAGUUCCUCCUGUGUUGAUCAGUGUUAAGUCUUAAAACUCAUGGAAUGAAAGAAUAAGUGUCCAUAAUUGCAUUGUUACAAAGUGAAGACUGGGUGUGCACAAUAAAUCUAUUUUGACAAUUCUCUCUCAAAUUGAAUCAAAA